Messenger RNA from Anthostomella pinea, 1374 nucleotides. Lineage: Eukaryota; Fungi; Ascomycota; Sordariomycetes; Xylariales; Xylariaceae. The record is from the annotation of a GenBank genome assembly.
AUGAGCGACAACCCCGGCCUGCGCCAACGCGCCCCUGCAGGCAGCUCACGUGCCUCCGGAAGCAAAGACGAUAAGGACAAGGACGCCGAGCUGCAGAAUUUCAAGCCCGGCCGGAACCCCUUCGUCACAUCCUUUUUCCUGUUCAUCUUCGUGGGCGUCACUUGGGCGCUUGCCAAUUAUUACGGGAGGGAUCCGGUGGUAGAUCCGCUGGAUUAUGCUCUGAGGACCGAAAACGUCCUCAAGUCAACGCCGCUGAUUGACGGGCAUAAUGACCUCCCGUACUUGCUCCGGCUGGAGCUGCGGAACAAGAUCUACAACAAAGAGAAGUUCACCUUUCGCGAGCACAUGGCAAGCCACACGGACCUGGUCCGCAUGAAGCAAGGCCGAGUAGGAGGCCAGUUCUGGUCCGUCUUCGUCGAGUGCCCCGACAUCGAGGACCUAGACGACCCGACGCACAUCGUGCGCGACACGCUGGAGCAGAUCGACGCCACCAAGCGCUUCAUCGAGGACGUCGACGAGCUGCACUUCUGCGACACGUCGACGUGCGCGCACUCGGCCUUUACGCGGGGCAAGAUCCCGUCCAUGCUCGGCGCCGAGGGCAUGCACCAGGCCGGCUCGUCCAUCGCCGUCCUGCGGCAACUGCACGAAUUGGGAGUGCGAUACGUGACUAUCACGCACAACUGCGACAACCCGUUCGCCACUGCUGCGUCGACCGUCACGGCGACGGGUAAGGACGGCGGACUGACGCCGUUCGGCGCUGCUGCCAUACGAGAAAUGAACAGGCUCGGCAUGAUGGUGGAUCUCUCGCACACCUCCCACGACGCGAUGCGACAGAUCUUGGACCUCACCAAGUCGCCCGUCAUGUUCAGUCACAGCGCAUGCUACGGGCUAGCCCAGAACUACCGCAACGCGCCAGACGACGUCAUCGCGCGCCUGAAGGACAACGGCGGCGUGCUGAUGGUCAUGUUUGUCAAGCGCUUCCUGAAUGCCGAGGAUCCGGAGGCGGCAGACCUCGAGACUGUCAUCGACCACAUCAUGCACGUCGUCGAGCUCGCGGGCUGGGACCACGUCGGUAUCGGUGGGGAUUUCGACGGCACCGUUACCCUGGCUAGGGGUAUCGAGUCUGUGGCUGACUACCCGAAGCUUGUGGAGGCUGUCAUGAAGAGGGGCGCGACGGAUGAGCAGGUGCGGAAGUUGGUGGGGGAUAAUAUACUCAGGGUCUGGCGCGAGAAUGAGCGCGUUGCGGCCACGCUGGCUGAUCAGCUGCCCGUGGAGGAUGUCUGGGAGGACAGGACGUGGACGAGGUGGAAUAACCCGUUGCCGGUCAUGAUCCCGGGCAAUCCUGACCGGGUCCGCGGGGCUGACUAUGAGUAA